Phaethon lepturus (White-tailed tropicbird) is the source of this 2673-nucleotide messenger RNA. It is a transcript of the gene PPP4R3B, whose product is annotated as SMEK homolog 2, suppressor of mek1 (Dictyostelium). Gene Ontology annotation, molecular function: protein phosphatase activator activity. The annotation marks the transcript as partial. The record is from RefSeq and is a predicted model, not a curated record. The transcript is spliced from 16 exons. Gene Ontology annotation, biological process: protein dephosphorylation; DNA damage response. Lineage: Eukaryota; Metazoa; Chordata; Aves; Phaethontiformes; Phaethontidae. Gene Ontology annotation, cellular component: protein phosphatase 4 complex; nucleoplasm.
CUUGCGGCUCCGUUCAAAGUUCCCUUCCCCGACAAGCCGCAGCAGUGUUUGCCACCGUUGGCCCUAGACCUUCCCCCUUCCAGUUACCCUAGCCGGCUGCGUUCACUGCUAUUAGAAUCGAAGAUAAAUCCAAAUACUGCAUAUCAAAAACAGCAGGACACCCUGAUUGUUUGGUCGGAAGCAGAAAACUAUGAUUUAGCACUGAGUUUUCAAGAAAAAGCUGGCUGUGAUGAAAUUUGGGAAAAAAUCUGCCAGGUUCAAGGUAAGGAUCCUUCAGUGGAAGUCACACAGGACCUUAUUGAGUCAGAAGAGGAACACAUAGAAGAAAUGCCUGAAACUAGUCCUUUGAUCGACCUUCCUACUUGUGAACUCAACAAACUUGAAGAGAUUGCUGACCUAGUUACCUCUGUUCUCUCCUCACCCAUCCGUAGAGAAAAGCUAGCGCUGGCCUUGGAGAAUGAAGGCUAUAUUAAAAAACUAUUACAGCUUUUCCAAGUCUGCGAGAACUUAGAGAACACUGAAGGCUUACAUCAUUUGUAUGAAAUUAUUAGAGGAAUUUUGUUCCUCAACAAAGCAACUCUGUUUGAGGUGAUGUUUUCUGAUGAGUGUAUUAUGGAUGUUGUUGGAUGCCUUGAGUAUGAUCCUUCUUUGGCUCAGCCAAAACGGCACAGGGAGUUCUUGACCAAAACAGCAAAGUUUAAGGAGGUUAUUCCUAUAACAGACUCUGAACUCAGGCAAAAAAUCCACCAGACUUACAGGGUACAGUAUAUUCAGGACAUCAUCUUGCCGACACCAUCUGUUUUUGAAGAGAAUUUUCUUUCUACCCUCACUUCCUUUAUUUUCUUCAACAAAGUUGAGAUUGUCAGUAUGUUGCAGGAAGAUGAGAAAUUUUUGUCUGAAGUUUUUGCACAAUUAACAGAUGAAGCUACGGAUGAUGACAAACGAUGUGAAUUGGUUAACUUUUUCAAAGAAUUCUGCGCAUUUUCUCAGACGUUACAACCUCAGAACAGAGAUGCAUUUUUCAAAACAUUGGCAAAGUUGGGAAUUCUUCCGGCUCUUGAAAUUGUAAUGGGAAUGGAUGAUCUGCAAGUUAGAUCUGCUGCUACAGAUAUAUUUUCUUAUCUAGUAGAGUUUAGUCCAUCCAUGGUCCGAGAAUUUGUAAUGCAGGAGGCCCAGCAGAGUGACGAUGAUAUCCUCCUCAUCAAUGUGGUCAUUGAGCAGAUGAUCUGCGAUACUGAUCCUGAACUUGGGGGAGCUGUUCAGUUAAUGGGGCUCUUGCGUACUCUGAUAGAUCCAGAGAAUAUGUUGGCCACAGCUAAUAAAACAGAAAAAAGUGAAUUUCUUAAUUUCUUCUACAACCAUUGUAUGCACGUUCUUACUGCACCGCUUCUGGCUAAUACAUCAGAAGAUAAAUGUGAAAAAGAUGCAGUAGUUGGGUCCACUAAGAGUAAUACAAUUUGUCCUGAUAAUUAUCAAACGGCACAACUACUUGCCUUAAUUUUGGAGCUGCUUACUUUUUGUGUGGAACACCACACGUAUCACAUCAAGAAUUACAUUAUGAACAAAGAUUUGCUAAGAAGAGUUCUGGUCUUGAUGAAUUCAAAGCACACAUUUCUGGCCUUGUGUGCUCUUCGCUUUAUGAGGAGGAUAAUUGGCCUAAAAGAUGAAUUUUAUAACCGGUAUAUCACCAAGGGAAACCUGUUUGAACCAGUUAUAAAUGCUCUCUUGGAUAAUGGAACAAGGUACAAUCUGCUCAACUCUGCUGUGAUUGAACUGUUUGAAUUCAUCAGAGUGGAAGAUAUUAAGUCCCUUAUUGCACAUAUAGUUGAAAACUUUUACAAUGCACUUGAAUCUAUCGAGUAUGUUCAGACAUUCAAGGGACUGAAGACGAAAUACGAGCAAGAAAAAGACCGACAAAACCAGAAACUGAACAGUGUUCCAUCUAUAUUGCGUAGCAAUAGAUUUCGCAGAGAUGCAAGAGCCUUAGAGGAGGAUGAAGAAAUGUGGUUCAAUGAAGACGAAGAAGAAGAAGGUGAAGCUGUUGUGCCUCCAGUUGAGAAGUCAAAACAGGAGGAUGAUUUUCCAGAUAGCUAUGAAAAAUUUAUGGAAACUAAAAAAGCUAAGGAGAGUGAAGACAAAGAGAAUCUUCCAAAAAGGACUUCAGCUGGGGGAUUCAAAUUCACUUUUUCCCACUCAGCCAGCGCAGCCAAUGGUGCAAAUGGUGCAAACAGUAAAUCCGUGGCAGCUCAGACGUCACCAGCAAGCUCCAACGGCUCCUCUUCAAAGAACACAACCCUGACCACAGCAGUGACAGCCACGAAGGGAAGUCUAGUUGGCCUAGUGGAUUAUCCUGACGAUGAAGAUGAUGAUGAAGAGGAGGAGACAUCUCCACGGAAAAGACCUCGUCUGGGUUCAUAAAUGAAACCAAAACUUUGGAAUAAAAACUUUUAUUAUGGGGUUUCAAAUGCUGCAACUGUUUUAAGAGCUAAAAAGAAUCUGAUUCAGAAAGCUUUCUCCCAUGAGUAUAUAAGAUAAAUACAAGGAGUAGCAAAAGAAACUCAGUGUAUCAGCUAGAAAGGGUUAGUUCUGUAAACACAAAGCUUCCAAGGAACUUAAUGUCUUUCUAGUAAAUAAGGAGUCUGCCAUUCAGGCUGUCAAAAAAAAAAAAAAAAA